Molecule: messenger RNA, 2379 nt
Organism: Bombina bombina (fire-bellied toad)
Lineage: Eukaryota; Metazoa; Chordata; Amphibia; Anura; Bombinatoridae
Gene: FPGS
Product: folylpolyglutamate synthase
Exons: 16
Coding region: 321-2045 (574 amino acids)
Biological process (GO): tetrahydrofolylpolyglutamate biosynthetic process
Cellular component (GO): cytoplasm; mitochondrion; cytosol
Molecular function (GO): ATP binding; tetrahydrofolylpolyglutamate synthase activity
Source: RefSeq, a predicted model, not a curated record
CAGAACUUGCUGCCUCGACUCAUCACACAGAUUGGUCUUUCUGCCUGAAUGCAUAAUGCAAACUGGACUUGCUGCCUGCCUGAACAAAUAAUGCAAACAGGACUUGCUGCCUCAACUCAUCACACAGACUGGUCUUUCUGCCUGAAUGCAUAAUGCAAACUGGACUAGCUGCAUGAACUCAUCUCACAGACUAGUCCUGCUGCCUGAUCAUAUAACACAGACUGGUCCUGCUGCCUGAGGCUGAAUAUAUAACACAGACUGGUCCUGCUGCCUGAUCAUAUACUACAGACUGGUCCUGAGUGCAGUUUGGCUACUCGAAGAUGAGCAACGGUACACAUGAGCAGGACGGACGCCUCAAUUCGGGACUGUCCCACGAAAAUCGGGACAGUUGGGAGGAUGCCAUCCGUACCCUGAACACCUUGCAAACAAAUGCCAGCUUCCUGCAGCAGGUGAAGAGACAGAGGAACAAUCCUCAGGAGCAGCUGGACGCUAUGAGGGGCUUCCUGGAGAGGAGUGGUCUGCAGGUAGAAGAUUUGGACCAGCUGAAUAUUAUACAUGUGACCGGCACAAAAGGCAAGGGAUCAACGUGUGCCUUUGCUGAGCAAAUCCUGCGCAACUGUGGGCUGAAGACUGGAUUCUACAGCUCACCACAUCUGGUGCAGGUGAGAGAGAGGAUUCGCAUUAACGGUCAGCCAAUCAGCAAGGAGCUCUUCAGCAAGUACUUCUGGCAGGUGUAUAACCGACUUGAAGAGACAAAGGAUGAUGAGUGCCCUUCAAUGCCAGCUUAUUUCCGUUUCCUAACAAUAAUGGCGUUUCAUGUUUUCCUGCAGGAGAAGGUGGACCUAGCCGUGGUGGAAGUGGGGAUUGGCGGGGCAUACGACUGCACGAACAUCGUCAGGAAACCAAUUGUGUGUGGAGUCUCAUCUCUCGGCAUCGACCACACAAGUAUUUUGGGAGAUACCAUUGAGAAGAUAGCUUGGCAGAAGGCGGGUAUAUUUAAGCCAGGUGUUCCGGCAUUUACUGUCCCCCAGCCUGCUCAGUCUCUGGAGGUGCUACGAGACCGUGCAAGUGAGCUCAAGUGCCCCCUCUACAUGUGCCCUGAUCUCUCAGAUUACGAGGACAGGGACAGCGCCCUCCACUUGGGGCUGGCAGGAGAUCACCAGAGAUUAAAUGCAACCCUGGCUUUACAGUUGGCGCAGACGUGGUUACAGAAACAGGGCUGGCAAGGUGUUGGUGAGCAGAAGAGCCCAAGCCGGCAGCUUCCUGCUGUCAAGUGGCCUUUUGUGCUGGCGUCACCUUUCCGUCCCAGCAUCCCAAUGGUCCAAGGGUUACAGGAGACGGUGUGGCUGGGGCGUACACAGGUCCUGCAGCGUGGCCCUAUGACUUAUUAUAUAGAUGGCGCACACACCAGCAACAGCGUGAAGGCGUGUGUUAGGUGGUUUAGGCACGUCGCUCUUGAUGAAGAGAAGGCAGGAGGCGGGUCAGUGCUCCGGGUGUUGAUAUUUAAUGCAACAGGGGACAGGGACACAGCCGCCUUAAUGAAGCUUCUCCAGCCCUGCCAUUUUGACUACGCCAUAUUCUGCCCUAACAUUAGUGAAAUGUCGGGUGUGGGGAUUGUAGACCAGCAGAAUUUUAAUGUGACCCUGGAGAGCGUCCUCACACAGUGUCUUGACAACCAGAAGAACUGGAACCAGCUGAUGGAGGAACGUGGUUGUUCUGAUCCUUGGGAUUCCUCACUUCCUGUAGACUCCCUGAUCAAGGAAAGCCAACGUGGAAUUCCCCUUCUACUUGCUCCCUCCUCUGAGCGACUCCUAAAUUGCAACUCUUUGGUGUUCCCUUCAAUCUCCCACGCCCUGCAAUGGGCAAGCCAAGGGAGAGACCCAGAUUUCUUAUGCCCAGACAUUAACCUUCUGCACCAUCACCCUGUGGCAAGCUCUGGCUCUGUGCUGCUGAGGGAAGCUUCUCGUAUCCAGGUCCUUAUUACCGGAAGUUUGCAUCUUGUGGGUGGAGCUCUGAAGCUGCUUGACAAGUCACUCUCUAAAUAACCACGCAAAUUAUGGCAGUCUUAGAAUUUGUAAUCUUACUUUGAAUAGCAUGGACUAUUCAUCACUAUCUGAAACGGGUUAACCACUAUUUUCUUCUGUUUCUGCAGAGGUUUACCCCUUCUGAGACUGGAGUUAUCUCUGUGUAGAUAAAUUAACAUUUAGACCAUCUCUUCUCAACUCUGUACCAUUGGCCCCUCUCUAUAAUUGCUGUAUAAUAAUAUUACAUUUUACUGUUAUUUGAUCCUUGAUGGAUAAGGUUUAGGUAAUGCUCUGUAUACUUUUUUUUUUUUUUUUUUUUAUUUAAUUGCUGCAGAAUAUAUUUAUUAACAUUUUA